Molecule: messenger RNA, 513 nt
Organism: Periophthalmus magnuspinnatus
Lineage: Eukaryota; Metazoa; Chordata; Actinopteri; Gobiiformes; Gobiidae
Product: interleukin-17F-like
Exons: 3
Coding region: 52-513 (153 amino acids)
Biological process (GO): inflammatory response
Cellular component (GO): extracellular region
Molecular function (GO): cytokine activity
Source: RefSeq, a predicted model, not a curated record
AGCCCCACCUCUAGCUGAACCCACAGAGCCCGACAGAAACUGCACAAGACCAUGGCACCUACCUGCUGCAAGACUUUCGGUGCAUUCUUCCUGAUGAUGAUGAUGGCGCUGGCUGGGACAGAAGGAGCCAGAAUCCCAAGAGCCAGCGACCACCCCAAACACAAGAUGGAUAAAGGCAUGGUCCCCCUACAGCUGAACCCCAGCACUCUGCCCUCAGUGCCCCCUGUGAGGGCCCUGCACAACUCCUCCAUCUCCCCCUGGACCUACAACACGACCCAUGACCCAUCCCUGUACCCAUCUUAUGUGUCGGAGGCGCGCUGUCUGCUGAAAGGCUGCCUGGACUCAGAGGGCCGGGAGGACCUGAGCCUGGAGUCCAAACCCAUCCUUCAUGAGGUUAUGCUGCUGAGGAGAGUGCGCACCCCCAACACACAGGGAUAUCACUACAAAGUGGAGCCACGUCUCCUUGCGGUGGGCUGCACCUGUGUCCAGCCAGUGGUCCAGCAGCAGGAGUGA